This is a messenger RNA of Boleophthalmus pectinirostris (great blue-spotted mudskipper), 2693 nucleotides long. It is a transcript of the gene atg5, whose product is annotated as ATG5 autophagy related 5 homolog (S. cerevisiae). Gene Ontology annotation, cellular component: phagophore assembly site membrane; Atg12-Atg5-Atg16 complex; cytoplasm. The record is from RefSeq and is a predicted model, not a curated record. The transcript has 8 exons. Bases 180 to 1007 code for a protein of 275 amino acids. Lineage: Eukaryota; Metazoa; Chordata; Actinopteri; Gobiiformes; Gobiidae. Gene Ontology annotation, biological process: autophagy of mitochondrion; nucleophagy; autophagosome assembly.
UACAUACGUCAUCCAGGUGCGACGGCGCGCUCUGAUGACGACAGACCUGGCAGUGAAUUCACCCAUCUUUCAGGAAGCUAAGAGCAACACAGCGAGAAAACAGCAGUCUCCGGGUGUCAGAUCUGGUUUGGAGACCUGGUUCUGCAUGUGCCGCUGGGAGCAGGAGCUGAGGCUGAACCAUGGCAGAUGACAAAGACGUUCUGAGGGACGUUUGGUACGGACGCAUCCCAGCCUGCUUCACUCUGCACCAGGAUGAGGUCACUGAGAGGGAGGCUGAGCCCUACUAUCUGCUGUUACCCCGAGUAAGUUACCUGACUCUGGUCACCGACAAAGUUAAGAAACACUUCCUCAAAGUGAUGAGAGCCGAGGACGUGGAGGAGAUGUGGUUCGAGUACGAGGGAACGCCGCUCAAAUGGCAUUACCCAAUCGGAGUCCUGUUUGACCUCCAUGCCUCCAGCAGCAUCCUGCCCUGGAGCAUCACUGUGCACUUUAAGAAUUUCCCGGAGCGCGACCUGCUGCACUGCCCCUCCAACUCUGUGAUCGAAGCUCAUUUUAUGUCGAGUAUCAAAGAAGCUGAUGCCCUGAAACACAAGAGCCAAGUGGUGAACGACAUGCAGAAGAAGGACCACAAACAGCUGUGGAUGGGCCUGCAGAAUGAUAAGUUCGAUCAGUUCUGGGCGAUGAACAGGAAGUUGAUGGAGUAUUCCACAGAGGACGGAGGCUUCAGAUACAUCCCCUUCAGGAUAUACCAGACGACAGGUGAGCGCCCGUUCAUCCAGAAACUGUUCCGCCCGGUGUCUGCAGAGGGCGCUGUCCACACUCUGGGAGACCUGCUCAGAGAAAUGUACCCAGCAGCUGUGCCCCAAGAAGGAGAGGAGAAGCGCCUCCUGGUGGUGAUCCAUGGAAUCGAGCCUCUGCUGGAGACGCCGCUGCAGUGGCUCAGCGAACACCUGAGUCACCCCGACAACUUCCUGCACAUCUGCGUCGUGCCCGCCCCCUCCGACUGAAGACACGCCCCCCACACUCUAAAGACACGCCCACUCUGAAUAAAAACACCCCCCUCGCUCUAAAGACACUCACCCACUUCAUAAAUUUAACGGAGCUCAAAACUGAAAUGAAAAUGUAUUUAUUUUUCACAGAUUUUGGAAUUUGGUUUUUGAAAAUUUUGAAAAUCGGCCAUGAUCAUAAACUCUCAAAUCAUUUACAUCGGAUGCCCUUCCUUCUGGACCACUGCUACCCCGAAAGUAACAUUUUUACUUCAUUAUAUCUUCGAUGAAACUCCAUUUUUAAGUUUUUUGACGUUUUUAAUUUGAUAUUACGAUCAAUUUUUGGGACUUUAUCAGAGAUGGGCGAACGCGGUUACAACCAAACCACAGAGGGAGCAUUUCACCCAGAGAAAUGGACUCUAAGAUCAGACUCUUAACACAAUGGUUCCACACUUGUAGCAUCACCCCAGAAUGAGAAAGCUGCAUGUUUGUACUUUAAAAUCUGACACCGGCUCAGUCUGAGUGGAGGCGGGUCUGAAGAACGAUGUUUCGACCCAGAACAGGAGCAGAUUUUGGGGCAAACGUGAGCUGAAGCUGCCCCAGUGGAGACUCCAAAACUCAACGGGAUUUGUCAUUUCUUGUGACAGACAAAUGGUUUUCAUGCAUUUUCCGGUUUAAAGGAGCAUUAAAAGCGCACUACGGGACAUUUCUGGUCAACCGUCCAUCACCUGCUUGUCUCCAUGCCUCUAAUUUGUGUUUAAAAUGUAAACUUUGAACAAAUCUAAUCUAAUUUCAAUUGGUUUUUUUUUCAUAAAUUGGGUCAUUUUCUUACCUGUACCGAAUAAACGCAAGAUGGAUAUUUUUAAUGCCCAACUUUAGAACAUUUCAGGCCAAACAACAACAUCUCCAUGGAGACAGACAGGUGGGAGGCUCUUCAUCACAAAAGUUCCACAGUGCACCUUUAACUUUAUGGUCAUGGGGGACAGUGAAGCAGAGACAGUUUAAUUUAGUUUAAUUUAAUAGAUUUUUUGGGUGACUAAUUCUACAUUUCUUUGACUAAAAUAUAUUCCAAAUAAUUCUUCAAUUUAAAGGCGCUGUACUUGAUUUUUUUCUCCAUGUAUCUGAGCAAAAUGUGUCUCACCCCAGUACAGAUAUAUCAUAUAAGCAGCUCUUGAGAUCAGAAUACGAAGUGUGCGUUGGCAUGCUGGUUGUUGUUGUUAACUAUUUUUGUGACAGCAAAACUCCAAAGUUUUCUCAAAGAGUUGUGAAAAGCGCAUAUUAACUCAUCGUGGUGAGGCAAUAGGACGUUCUGAAUGCGUCAGGUAAGUGAGGAAGAACUUUGAACCACUGCAAACUGUUUACAAUGAACGAAUUCUGUUUUUCACAUUUUUAAGACGGUCAAAAUCAGGUACAGAGCCUUUAAUCUCGGCUAAAUUCAGCAUUUUAUUUAAGAAAACUAAACCUCAUGGUCAAAAUGAAUGCCACAAACAUGUCAACUGUGUCUUUUAAGGACUCUUUAAGGACUUUUAAGUUUUAUUACAACAAAAUGAGCUGACAAUGAAAUGUGUUUUUUUUUUCCUUGUUGACAGCUAUGACUUUUGACAAAGAAUGAGAAUAUAAGAGAAAAACUGGUUUUGUUUAGGAAAUAACAGAUCAUUCUAACAGAUUGUGAAUCCUUUUAAUUUCUAAUAAAAAAAAUUGAAAACA